UUUUCUCCAGACUGCCUUUAAAUACCAGCCCCGCAGCCGGCAGCACCCAUCCCUCUGACUGCACCCGAGGGCGCACCCGGCAGCACCCCACGUAGAUGAAAGCAAAGAGAAGCCACAAAACUCCAGCCAUGUCCACGUCCCUGCGAGUGAGCCCCUCGGUCCACGGCUACCGCUUCGACACAGCCCUGCGCAAGAAAGCCGUGGCCAACAUCUUCGAAAGCAUCAACGAGGAGUCCCUACAGAAACUCUUCAAAAACUCCGGGGACAAGAAGGCAGAGGAAAGAGCCAAGAUAAUCCUCGCCACCGACCAGGACCUGGAGGAGAAAACGAGAGCGCUAAUGGCACUAAAGCAGAGGCGAAAAGACAAGCUGCUGCAGUUCCUGACAUUUCGGAAAUACUCCAUUAAAGUGCACUGAGGUGGCGAAGGCAGCAGGAAUGGAGGAGAGCAUUUCGGGACGGGACUCUUUGUGACCUCCUACCACACGCGGCUCCGCUGCCCCGCGAGUCCCUGGUGGGACAUGGGGGACCUGACAGAGCCCCGCGGCGCCGCGGCCCCUCUGCGCACGCAUUGAACCACUGCCACGACGGCAGCAUCGGUGCAGACGGCAGCAUCGGCACCGACGGCAGCAUCGGCAUCGGCACCGACGGCGGCAUGGGCAGCAUGGGCGUCGUGGCAGCCAGAGGCUCCCAGAGGGGGGGCAGCCGGGCUCCCUGGGGGCCGUAGGACCAAGCCAUGGGGGGACCCCGCGCCUGGGCACGGCUCGAGACCUUCUGACGGGCUCGGUGUUUACUGACUUCACCUGUGCUUUGCCUUUGCCAACUUAAAGCCCUGGCCCUCGCCGAGCCCCCGGCGGGGAGGGAGGUUCUAUGGACCGACCAGCUCCUGAGCAGGGAUCUCUUUGCGUUUGUUAAAACGCACUCGGUGCACCGCACGGGUGCAGCAAAUCCAGCCUGCAGGGAACGCAGUCGCUCUAGAGACACACCACGCAACUGUACCUUUUCUUUCUCGAGCUGUGUGUGCAGCAGAAAUUGUUUGCACAGAAGCAAUAAUAAUGACAUAUUUCCCUGAAUUUACUGUGAAGCUCCUUAAUAUUUUGCUCACUUCCCAUUAACACGAAAAAUCUAAAUAUCGUAACUACAGUUCUUAUUUGUAUAGAUUACAAUAGCUUUUUGACGAGUAUUUCAUGGUAAUAUUUGAUGACAAUGUUAUUAUUAUAUCGACUAUAAUUUAUUGCAUAUGGUGAUCUGAAAUUUAAUAAAUUAUG
Molecule: messenger RNA, 1265 nt
Organism: Chroicocephalus ridibundus (black-headed gull)
Lineage: Eukaryota; Metazoa; Chordata; Aves; Charadriiformes; Laridae
Gene: TCIM
Product: transcriptional and immune response regulator
Exons: 1
Coding region: 96-416 (106 amino acids)
Biological process (GO): negative regulation of Notch signaling pathway; endothelial cell activation involved in immune response
Cellular component (GO): nucleus; cytosol
Molecular function (GO): Notch binding
Source: RefSeq, a predicted model, not a curated record